CCUCAACAAUCAUGGCCGCCGCUAGCGUCAAGCCCGCUCGGGAGACCGCGCUGCCGCCUGGGAAUCGCCGGUCCGGCGUCACCCGUUCCGGAACCACGUGACGCGGGAGGCGCUCGAGGCGGCGUGGCUCGCCCGGGUGGAGCGGCCUCGGCGCGGGAGCCGGGAGGGUGCUGCCCGGGGGAGGUCUCCCGGCGGGUCUUGGCCUCUGCGUGCUCGCGCCCGCCUGCUCAGGCUCGCGGUCCUGGGCGCUGCCGGAAAGGAAUAAUGCUGUCAGCAUGUCUGCACACUCCAUGCUCUGUGAACGGAUUGCCAUAGCCAAGGAACUGAUCAAGAGGGCAGAAUCACUUUCUAGAUCAAGAAAAGGUGGCAUUGAAGGUGGUGCAAAGCUGUGCAGCAAACUGAAGGCAGAAUUAAAGUUCUUACAGAAAGUAGAAGCUGGGAAAGUAGCUAUUAAAGAAUCCCAUUUACAGAGCACUAAUCUAACACACCUGCGAGCCAUUGUGGAAUCAGCAGAAAACCUGGAAGAAGUUGUUAGUGUUCUUCAUGUCUUUGCUUAUACAGAUACCUUGGGAGAGAAGCAGACCCUUGUGGUGGAUGUGGUUGCAAAUGGUGGUCAUACUUGGGUGAAAGCCAUUGGCCGAAAAGCUGAAGCUCUGCAUAACAUCUGGCUAGGCAGGGGUCAGUAUGGUGAUAAAAGCAUCAUUGAGCAGGCGGAAGACUUCCUCCAGGCGAGUCACCAGCAGCCAGUGCAGUAUAGCAACCCUCACAUCAUCUUUGCAUUUUACAACAGUGUCUCCAGCCCCAUGGCAGAGAAGCUGAAAGAAAUGGGCAUAUCUGUGAGAGGAGACAUAGUAGCAGUCAACUCUCUGUUAGAUCACCCUGAAGAGCUCCAGCUCAGUGAGAGUGAAUCAGAUGAAGAGGGCCCUCAACUUUUACAAGUGACCAGAGUAGACCGAGAAAAUAUACUGGCAAGUGUUGCGUUUCCAACAGAGAUUAAGGUUGAUGUAUGCAGAAGAGUAAAUCUGGACAUUACUACUUUAAUCACAUAUGUGUCUGCCCUUAGCUAUGGAGGCUGCCACUUUAUUUUCAAAGAAAAAGUACUCACAGAACAAGCAGAGCAAGAGAGGAAGGAGCAGGUUCUACCUCAGCUGGAGGCAUUUAUGAAGGACAAGGAGUUGUUUGCUUGUGAAUCUGCUGUCAAAGAUUUUCAGUCCAUUCUAGAUACCUUAGGAGGACCUGGGGAGAGAGAGAGGGCAGCUAUGCUAAUUAAGCAAAUUAAUGUGGUUCCAGACCAGCCUUCUGAGCGUGCCUUGAGACUAGUGGCCAGUUCAAAAAUUAAUAGCCGCUCAUUAACGAUCUUUGGGACAGGAGACACCCUGAAAGCCAUCACAAUGACUGCCAAUAGUGGUUUUGUCAGAGCUGCAAACAAUCAGGGUGUUAAAUUUAGUGUGUUUAUCCAUCAGCCCAGAGCACUUACUGAGGGCAAAGAGGCCCUAGCCACCCCCUUACCAAAAGACAACACAACCGGCAAUGAGCACUAAUGACCCUUUAAAUUUUGUCAUGGGAAUAAGUUAUUUAUACCAAAGCCUGGGGCUUCCCAUCUAUACUGGUGAAAAAGAAGGUCUAUAGUAAAAUCAAUACUUAAACCAGUAGAGUUUGUUUUGUGUCUCAUCUAUAUUUAAAGUAUGUAACUGCCAAAAGUAGAAAAAGCACAGGAGACAACCUUAUCAAACUAUGUUAGAGCAAUUAAGAACAGAAAUACAUUUAUAUAAGGCUUUCAGCUCUAUUGUAAUACUCUUGUUUGAUUCUGUAUAGCUGCAGUGCCCCUACUGAUAAUCAGAUUUUGUGGAAUAGGGCCAUUACUGCAUCUUGCAUUAAAUAAUAUUUGGAGAAUACUC
This is a messenger RNA of Otolemur garnettii (small-eared galago), 1898 nucleotides long. RefSeq names its product chromosome unknown C7orf25 homolog (gene CUNH7orf25). Lineage: Eukaryota; Metazoa; Chordata; Mammalia; Primates; Galagidae. The coding region runs from base 276 to 1541 and encodes 421 amino acids. The transcript is spliced from 2 exons. The record is from RefSeq and is a predicted model, not a curated record.